Saccostrea cuccullata (small rock oyster) is the source of this 1311-nucleotide messenger RNA. Its product is annotated as ankyrin repeat domain-containing protein 50-like. Gene Ontology annotation, molecular function: protein binding. The transcript has a single exon. The record is from RefSeq and is a predicted model, not a curated record. The coding region runs from base 1 to 1311 and encodes 436 amino acids. NCBI's taxonomy places the organism in Eukaryota, Metazoa, Mollusca, Bivalvia, Ostreida, Ostreidae.
AUGCGCUUACUUUUGGAAAAUGGUGCAAAUAUAGAUUUACCAAACAAAGACAAAAUGAGUCCACUUUCAAUUGCGUCUCGUGAAGGGCAUUUUUACGCAGUUGAGCUACUUCUUCAAAACAAAGCCAAUGUUUAUCAGAGAGAUAACACUGGAAACACACCCGCGUUAUGGGCAGCGUUUGGUGGUCACAAGCAUUGUCUUCAAACAUUGAUGUAUUGUGGAUCAAGUUUAAAUGACUGGAAUGACAAGGGUGAAAAUCUUUUGUUCUUAUCCAUUGCAAGAAGUAACUUAGAUAUGACAAAGAUGCUAAUUCAGGAAGGUGCAGAUAUAGAAAAGUCUACGACAUAUGGUAUGAGGCCCCUUCAUGUUGCGGUUUUGCGUGGGGAAAUUUUGGUAACUCGUUUACUUCUUCAAAAUGGAGCGAUAGUAAAUUCAUUAAAAGGAGAAGAUUUGCCAGCCUUGCAUAUAGCUGCAAGAAAUGGAAAUGAAGAAAUGACAGAGUUGCUUUUGUCAUACCAUGCGAACAUCAAUGAAAAAGAUAAAAACGGUUUUACAGCCAUUCAAACAGUUACAUCAGUUAAGAACGAAAAUAUAAUAUCUCUUCUUUUAGGGAGAUCCGAUAUAUCUUUGGAAAAUAUCAAUGGUGAGAACGUUUUACACAUUGCUGCAAGAAAAGGAUUCAAGUCUCUGGCAGGAUACCUUAUAAACACAUAUCUUGACAUAAAUAGUCGGAAUAAAUUUGGCGAAACUGCAUUGUUUCUAGCAAGUGCCUAUGGUCAUGGAGAUGUUGUGAAGCUGCUGAAUGACAAUGGAGCAGAGGUGAAUUUUGGAGACGAAAAUAAUAUGUCACCACUUUACAUAGCAUCCCAGAAAGGUUACAAAAAUAUAGUUUUAACGUUGCUCAGAAAUGAAGCUAGAUUUAAUAUGUGCCGUAUGGACGAGGUAACCCCACUAAUGGCUGCGUCAGCAAACGGACACAUCGAAACUGCAAAAUGUCUCUUAGAUUAUAAGAAAAACAUAACAUAUAUAAACCAACAAGAUUGCGAAGGCAGAACAGCGUUAUGGCACGCAGCAGCUAAUGGUUAUGUGGAGGUUGUUAAAACAUUAUUAGAUUAUCAUCUUAUUGACAUCAACAAACCUGAUCGAUAUCUUGUACGUCCAAUAAUGAUAGCUUCUGCACAUAAACACUCAAAGGUAGUGAUUUCCUUAUUAAAGCAUGGAACAAUUAUUAAAUCAGUCAGGGUAAUACAUGUAGCUGUAAAUAACACUGUUGAUGUAUUUAGGGUUAGAAAUCAGAUCGAUGAAAUUUGA